AUUCCCAACCUUUUGGCAUCCGGUGCUCCCCCAAUCCCCAUAGACCCCUGAAGAAAAGGGGUAGAAAGAAAGAGCCUAACAAUUUUCCAUGGUCUUUCAACCUUCAAUGAGAGUACGUUGCACGCUCACACGAUUUUCCUCUUCUUAGAAGUUAGAACACCAAUCCACCGCGUAAUCAAACAAACCCUUCACUCACGUUAACCCCAAAAUCCUUACUAUCAAACCCCGUUUUCAACUCACCGAAUCUUAUAUAAAGAAUCAAAUUCUUAAAGAUCUGCCAAUGAGAAUUCCCCUCUUUAUUCCUUCGAUUCGUUAACCAACUUUCUUGAAUUGCAUUAUAAGGUCAUUAUUUCCAGAUUCUAAUAUGAGUAGCAAUGAACAAACUUCUGGUGCUAGUCACAACGCCAGGGCUUUAAUAUCCAACGCUGCUGCUGGUGCUUCUGCUGGGGCCAUAGCAGCUACGUUUGUGUGUCCGUUGGAUGUGAUCAAAACAAGGUUACAAGUCCAUGGUCUUCCUCCUUCACAUCAAGGUAGUGUAAUCAUCAUGAGCCUGAAGAAUAUAGUAAGAAAUGAAGGUGUUAGGGGAAUGUACCGUGGGCUUUCGCCAACAAUACUGGCUUUACUACCAAACUGGGCAGUUUACUUCACAGUUUAUGAGCAACUAAAGGGACUGCUUCGUUCACAGGAUGGUAGCAAUGAACUCACAACUAUUAGAAACAUUAUAGCUGCUGCUGGUGCUGGGGCAGCAACAGCGAUUUCUACAAACCCAUUGUGGGUUGUUAAGACAAGACUCCAAACACAAGGAAUGAGGCCGAAUGUUGUUCCUUACAAAAGUGUUCUGUCUGCUUUGACAAGGAUUACCCGUGAAGAAGGCUUGCGAGGACUAUAUAGUGGCAUUAUGCCUUCAUUGGCUGGUGUAAGUCAUGUUGCAAUUCAAUUCCCAGCAUAUGAAAGUAUCAAGUCAUACAUGGCAAAAAAAGAUAAUACAACUGUUGACAAGCUUAGUCCUGGAAGUGUUGCCAUUGCAUCAUCAAUUUCAAAAGUACUUGCCUCCGUAAUGACUUAUCCGCAUGAGGUGAUACGAUCAAGGCUGCAAGAGCAAGGCCAGGCCAAAAACAUGGGGGUCCAUUACGAAGGGGUUAUAGAUUGUACUAAGAAGGUUUUCCAUAAAGAAGGCAUUCCGGGUUUUUAUCGCGGUUGCGCAACCAAUCUGUUACGAACAACUCCAUCUGCUGUUAUUACCUUCACCAGUUACGAGAUGAUACAUCGGUUCUUGUUGCGGGUUAUACCGGAGAACAAGGGUUAUCCGCAAAGCUGUCCGAAACCCAAGGCACUUAACAAGCCCCAGGAAGAAGGAAGUAACAUCAUUAAGAAUGACUCCUCUGAUAUGGGGCCAUCACCAUCUCAGUCUAACAAGACAGGCUCAUCAAUUCCUUUGGGAAACAAAUAGCAGCUAACACGACACUGAUUAGGCAUUUUUUAUGUUUAUUAGUUUUUUUUUUCUUAUAUUUCUCACAUUUAAUUUAUAACUUUGUGGCUCUGAAAUUCUUUGCUGCAUGCUAGACCUUGGCUUUAACAGAAUUGUUAAUUAUGUUAAUAAAAGUUGCAAAAAAUGAGAAAGAAUAAGGCAUGUUCUUGAGAAAGAGGGGAGUGGCGGGAUUUUAAUUUGGACUUGAACCUGUGAACAAGGCCAUGCUGUUAAGUAGGACUAAAGUUUCAAAAUGAUACUUGAGAUUGAGUCUGUAUUUCAA
Molecule: messenger RNA, 1751 nt
Organism: Arachis duranensis
Lineage: Eukaryota; Viridiplantae; Streptophyta; Magnoliopsida; Fabales; Fabaceae
Product: nicotinamide adenine dinucleotide transporter 1, chloroplastic
Exons: 9
Coding region: 365-1450 (361 amino acids)
Biological process (GO): NAD transmembrane transport
Molecular function (GO): NAD transmembrane transporter activity
Source: RefSeq, a predicted model, not a curated record